GAGAGAGAGAGAGAGAGAGAGAGAGAGGAAAGGAGGGACAGAGGAGGGGAGGAAGGAGGGAGAAGAAGCAAGAGAGAUUCAAACUAGUGGUCUGCUUCCCCAAUGCUUUCCAAGUGCACCACAAAACUGAGCCCGGCAUCGGACGGGGAGCGGGGCGCACCUGGCAGCGACAGGACACACUGUGGGAGGAAAUGUGAAGUUGGAAUCCCGCUAAAACUAAUGCUGUGAAGUGGCUCUGUCCCUGGAGCCAAAACUUCAUCUUGUUGGUGUCAGCGAGGAUGCUGUGGGUUACCUUGCUGAGCACCAUAGCCUUAGGAUGGACCACACCAAUCCCACUGCUAGAGGACUCUGAGGAGAUCGACGAGCCCUGCUUUGAACCCUGCUACUGCGAGGUCAAAGAGGGCAUCUUCCAUGUCCACUGUGACAGCAAAGGAUUUACAAAUGUCAGCCAGAUCUCCCAGAUAUGGAGCCGGCCUUUCAAGCUCAACCUGCAGAGGAACUCUAUGAGGAAGCUUUAUUUUAACAGCUUCCUCCAUCUUAACAAUGCCAUAUCCAUUAAUUUGGGUAAUAAUGCCUUGCAAGAUAUACAUGCCGGAGCAUUCAAUGGCUUGGGAAUACUCAAACGGCUGUUCCUGCAUGAAAACAAAUUGGAAGUUUUCCGGAACGACACAUUUCUGGGACUGGAGAAUCUUGAGUAUCUCCAGGCAGAUUACAAUGUUAUCAAAAGGAUUGAAAGUGGUGCAUUCAGGCACCUUCACAAACUCAGAGUGCUCAUAUUAAAUGACAAUCUCAUUCCUGUUCUCCCAAAUUAUCUUUUCCGUUCUGUGUCCCUAACACAUCUAGACUUGAGAGGGAACAGAAUAAAGACAUUGCCGUAUAAGGGCACAUUGGAGUACGUUGGACGGAGCUUGAUGGAAAUCCAGCUGGAAGAUAACCCUUGGAACUGUGUGUGUGAAAUUGUCCAGUUAAAAACGUGGCUGGAGAGAAUCCCUUACACAGCUUUAGUGGGCGAGAUAACUUGUGAGUACCCAUUCCACUUACAUGGGAAAGACCUACGGGAAAUAAAGCGCAGCGAGCUUUGUCCUCUGCUCUCCGAUGCAGAGAUUGAGGCCAAGCUGGGAAUUCCCCGGGCACCAUUCAGCAAUGAGCAUACUUGGCCUACUAAACCUUCCUCCAUGCUCUCCUCUGUUCACAACACAGCCUCUUCUGUGGAGUACAAGGAACGAGUGGUGAAGCCUACCAAACGACCCCGGCCCACAAAGAACCCCCCAACCCCUCGUAGCAUCUAUCCAGGUAUCAACCAGCCCCCAGUUGCUGGUUAUCAAACAAGACCACCCAUUCCAAUUAUUUGUCCAGCUGGGUGUAUUUGCAACCUUCACAUCAAUGACCUGGGCUUAACAGUGAACUGUAAAGAGAAAGGCUUUCAUAACAUCUCAGAACUCCUGCCACGUCCUCUCAAUGCCAAGAAAUUGUAUCUCAGUGGGAAUCUAAUACAGAGAAUCUAUCGUUCAGAUUUCUGGAACUUCUCAAGUUUGGAUUUACUGCAUUUAGGAAACAACCGGAUAUCUUAUGUCCAAGAGGGCGCCUUCAUCAACUUACCAAACUUAAAAAGUUUAUAUUUGAAUGGGAAUGACAUAGACAGCCUUACUCCUGGUAUGUUUCGGGGACUUCAGAUGUUGAGUUAUCUUUACUUUGAGUACAACAUCCUCCGUGAAAUCCCCCCUCACUCUUUCUCCUUAAUGCCCAACCUCCAGCUGGUUUUCCUUAACAACAACCUGCUACAAUCCCUUCCUGUUGAUGCUUUUGCUGGCACCAACCUUGCACGUCUCAAUCUCCGCAGCAAUUAUUUUGUUUCCCUGCCUGUGCAUGGUGUCCUGGAACAUCUGACCUCCAUUGUCCAGAUCGAUCUCCACCAGAACCCCUGGGACUGCUCGUGCAAUAUCGUCCCCUUCAAGCAGUGGCUGGAAAAGCUCUCCUCGGUAAUUGUGGUGGGAGAUGUCAUCUGCAAGACACCAGAGUUUGCAGUUGGGAAGGAUCUGCGUUUACUUGAAGUGGAUGUCAUCUGUCCUGAGCUGAAGUUUUCCUCAGGUCCCUCACCAGCUCUGCCMGGUGGGGAUGACCUCACCACAGGGAGCUCGGACGUGGGGGAGGCAGGUGCGAGGGGGGCUGUCCCGCUGUCAGUCCUCAUCCUCAGUCUGCUUAUCCUCUUCAUCUCGGCUGUGUUUGUAGCUGCUGGGCUCUUUGCCUUUGUCCUACGUCGCAGGAAGAAGCUGCCAUUUCGCAAACGUUCUGAGGUAGACCUAACAGGGAUCCAAAUGCAAUGUAGGAUUUUUGAGGACCCACCAAGGCAAAACAGUGCUGGGAACCCUGGCACACCGGAGAAGCCAACACCCAGUAUGCACACACACACGCACACGAGUCACACACAUGCUCACGGACAUGUUUAUGAUUACAUCCCCCACCCUGUGACUCAGAUGUGUAACAAUCCUAUCUACAAGCCUAGAGAGGGGGAGAUUGCAGAGGAGGAAAGGGCACAGUUUUCAGAAAAGAAAGACAACGGCUGCAGUAGCAACAGUAACUACAGAACCUUAUUAGAGAAAGAGAGAGAGUGGACCCUGGCUGUGUCAAACUCUCAACUCAACACCAUUGUUACAGUCAACCACACCGCAGCUGAACUGGCAGGAUUUCAUGAGAAUGGAGGGCUGUGCCCUACAGUAAUUGACAGUCAGAGGCCCACGCCAACAGUGGGCUUUGUAGACUGCUUGUACGGAACAGUACCUAAAUUAAAGGACAUGCAUGUUGCACAUGCACACCCACCAGGCAUGCAGUACCCAGAUUUGCAGCAAGAUGCACGGCUGAAGGAGACGUUGCUUUUCACAGCCGGGAAAGGCUGCUACCCUGACCCAUCCCAAAGUGAUUACCUCGAGUUAAGGGCCAAACUUCAAACCAAGCCAGAUUACCUCGAAGUUCUGGAAAAAUCAUAUCGGUUCUAACAACUCUAACCCACUGGAGGAAAUAACAAUUAUAUGUACAUAAUUGUUACACUUUGCCACCAUCAAAGUAAAUCACCUACAAAUAAUUUUAUAAAUUUACGUUUUUUGAAUAAGCAGCAUGAUAUUAAAUAAAAUUAUAUGACAAGUCACAAUGUUUCCCCCCACCCCAAAAGCACCCUGGAGGAGUGGUCAUUCUCAGAUGUUUCAAUUAAGUGCCUUUUUUUCAGAGUAGCCAGCAAUGUCAACAACAAUUAUUUUUAUAAUAUAUAAUAUCUCUAUAUAGUCCUGCAGAGAGCAAAAAGAGGAACAAAGAUGGGGCUCUGGGGAAUAAAACAUAAAAACCAUGAUACAUCUGUCACUAAAAUCCCUUUUUUUUGGAGUUACAAUAACAUGCUACUAGUUACUAUGAAGACGAACGGGAGCUGGACGUCUCCCUUAAUGGUUUUUGUUUGUUUUGUUUUGGGUUUUUUCUCUCUUUUUUUUUUUUUGGUCUAUUUUCCUCCUAGUAGGAUGUACAAACACCUGGAGGCUGUGCACAGAUUUUUUUUUAUUUCUUUCUUUUUUUAUGAAAUUAUCAAAAGAGAGAGAAAAAUAUGUAUGUUCAAACUGAACUGCAGUUGCUGCAUGCACUCGCUUCAGUGCAGAGGAGGUGAGCGAAUUUUACUCAGAACUAUAAAGUCACGUUAUGAACAGAGAUACUGCAACACAUUUAAAGUUCAGUGUUCUAUUUAAUUUUUAUAUCUUAUUAUUAUGGUUAUUACUAUCAACGGGGACUUCUGUCUAUGUCAGGGUGCUUCGCUAAAAAAAAAAAAAGAAAAAAAUUGAAAGGAUGCACCCACUCUCGGAUGGUAAACAUUUGUGAAUAUAAUUAUAAGAUGAUGUUGAGGGUUUUUCUGGAUAUUCCCAUGCACUUUGUUAGGACAUUCCUCUUCCACCUUCCCUUUUCCUCCCCUCCCUUUCAUUGCCUCUGGAUUUCCCCUCAUUGGCGUCCACUAACAGCUUUGUAGGAAGCACUUUUAAUGUUUUCUCCUUCACAAAGAUUUGAAGAAAAAAAUGUGCAUAUAUUUAUUCUGUAAUUUCAGUGAAGAAUUUAACUGUAAAGGUAAUGUUAAAUCAAUGUAUAGUGAUUAUGCGUCUGGUAUAGCCUUCUUAAUAAAAACAAACUCUUCAAUCAAA
This is a messenger RNA of Austrofundulus limnaeus, 4169 nucleotides long. It is a transcript of the gene slitrk3a, whose product is annotated as SLIT and NTRK-like family, member 3a. Bases 279 to 2993 code for a protein of 904 amino acids. Lineage: Eukaryota; Metazoa; Chordata; Actinopteri; Cyprinodontiformes; Rivulidae. Gene Ontology annotation, biological process: axonogenesis; positive regulation of synapse assembly. Gene Ontology annotation, molecular function: protein binding. The transcript is spliced from 3 exons. The record is from RefSeq and is a predicted model, not a curated record. Gene Ontology annotation, cellular component: GABA-ergic synapse; postsynaptic density membrane.